AUGGGGAUCAAAGGGAUAUACAAAGAGCUAGGCCCUGGCAAGCGGAUAUCACUGUCCAAGCUCGCAUCCGAUAGUUUCGAGAAUCACAACCGGCCAUUCCGCCUCGCCAUUGACAUCGCCAUCUGGCAGUUCCAAAACCAAGCUGCGCGUGGCGGCACGAACCCCGCGAUUCGAACCCUCUUCUAUCGACUCGUCCGACUCUUGGGAACACCCAUCCAGCCAAUCUUCGUGUUCGACGGCCCCAACAAACCCAAAUUCAAACGCAAUAGGCGCUCAGGACGAGGUGAUGGCUUCUCAGCAGCCCAUGCCAAGAGGCUCAUUCGACUUUUUGGAUUCAUAGCGCACGAUGCCCCAGGCGAGGCCGAAGCCGAAUGCGCGUUCCUACAGAAGAAUGGCGUCGUUGAUGCGGUGCUCAGCGAAGAUGUGGACACCAUCAUGUUUGGAUGCACGCGAACGAUGAAGAAUUGGUCGGCUGAAGGCAAGGGCACACGGCCAACGCAUAUCUCCAUGUACGAUGUCGACGAAUUGAACUUGGCCAGCCUUGGCCUCGAUCGAGAGGGAAUGGUGCUAGUGGCCAUUAUGAGUGGCGGCGACUAUAUCCCUGAGGGAGUGCCUGGCUGUGGACCGAAAGUAGCGUGCGAGGCUGCCAAGGCUGGCUUUGGGAAAUCAUUGUGUCAACUUCGAGCCUCGGAUACAGAGGGCCUCCGCCGGUGGAAAGCGUCGUUGAUACACGAGCUUGAAACAAACGAAAGCAAAUACUUUCGAACUCGCCACAAGUGUCUUACUAUUCCAGAAGAUUUCCCAAAUAUGGAAGUGCUUCGAUAUUAUACCCACCCGGUGGUUUCUCCAGAAUCCAUGCUGGACAUCAUCAGACACAGGCUGAGAGAAACUAGAGAGAUCCAGUUGGAGGGCCUCAGGGAAUUUGCGAGGGAAACUUUCAAUUGGGAUUUUCGAGUUGGCGCAAUCAAAUUCAUUCGCGUGCUCAGCGAAGGUCUAUUUGUGAAUCGUCUGCAUCAGGGCGGCGUUGAUGGCGACUCUUUGGUCCAAAAAGUGUCGAGCCAGCGGAACCAUUUUAGUACAGAUGGAACAUCUGAAUUACGUCUGGCUUAUAUCCCUGAAGAGAUUGUUCCCAUCGACAUAUCGAAGGAAGUAGAAGAGCAAAUCGCAUAUGCCCGGAGCGGGCUGGCUCUCAAUAGCGAUGAUGAGUUUGCUGCAGCGCCGGGCAGCGUCGACGCGGCCGAAGAUGGCCAGAGUAGCGGCGGAAAGGUGUUUGAUAUCACAAAACCGGAGCUUACAUGGGUUUUGGAAGAGGUGGCCAGGAGAUUUGCGCCAAAAUCUGUUGAAGCCUGGGAAGACAAGAAAUCCAAACGCAAAUCGCCCUCUAAAAAGACGGCAUCGGGGUCAAACACGAAGACGAAGAAGGCGGAUAUAAUGCCUCACGGGGCCCUUGACAGUUUUGUUCGCGUCACCAAGGCGGUAGAGCCUCAGGAGAAAGCUACCAGCAGCAGUGCCGCCAAUACCAAGGGAGAUGCCGUUGUAAACAACGAAGUUUGCGAGUCCGAAGAUUCGGACAUGUCUCUUCCUCCUCUCCCUCAACCGAACCGAUUCCGCCGACCACAAACACCGCCAUCGCUACGGCAGUCCAGUAAGCAGCCCACGCCCAACAGCACAUCCCCCAGCCUGGACGGUUGGACGAUAACCAGCUCACCAGACCCAACUAGACGUCAUGACGACGCAGGAGUUUUCGAAGCUAUCGUCAUUUCGUCCAGCCCUGCCGGCGACGCAUCGCCACCUUCACGAUUUACACCACCAUCGCCAACCGCAGCCACCUCGACAAAGCGCAGUAAAGAGCUUCCUAGGUCGAUACGGUCAAUUCUGGCGGCUGGCGCUACCUCGCGGGUGACAACUGAACACAGCAAACUACCUGCCUCUUCAAUAUCCAAGACAAAACCAAAAACCUCUACUCAAGCCCAGGGAGCAGCGAAACUUCGACAGACGUCAAUGGAUAUAUUUACGCAAAAACAGCCUCAACCGAGAGUGGAUCAAACUGCGUCGUCUAGGCGCACCGAGCAUGGCCCAUAUAAGCCGACUUCAAGUCGAGAGAGUAUAGACACAGCCACGAAUAUCAAUGAAAUCGAGAUUCCAUCAUCCAGCAUUCCCAACUCAUCCCCUCAAGUUCGCUUUAAUACCAUUAAUGAAUUCUCUUCCCCUCCACUUCCAGCAUCACGCCGCACCAGGAGCCCUAAUCCCAUACCAAUCAAGAAACUAAUCGUCCCCAGCGCUUCGAGGCCUGGCUUCUUUGACGAAGUUGAAGUAGACGCGGACGAAUACGAGGAGACAGUCGCGCGAGAAGCACAAUUACUCAAAACUCGUGGUGUAAGAUCUGGCGUUACAAGAUGGAGCGAUGUGUCGUUUAUUGACUUGACGGGAGGAACAUGA
Trichoderma atroviride IMI 206040 is the source of this 2439-nucleotide messenger RNA. RefSeq lists its product as uncharacterized. The record is from RefSeq and is a predicted model, not a curated record. Gene Ontology annotation, molecular function: crossover junction DNA endonuclease activity; 5'-flap endonuclease activity. NCBI's taxonomy places the organism in Eukaryota, Fungi, Ascomycota, Sordariomycetes, Hypocreales, Hypocreaceae.